AUGAAGCUAGCCACGCGAUUGCUUAGAGCGAGGACGCCGUCCAGCCUUAGGGUAGCUCGGCAACUUCGACCAAUUCGUCUUGCUUCCACCUCUUCGGCCGCACAAAAUGGAAGCUCCAGGACUCUUUUGUAUCUCGGAGCUGGCCUGCUAAUUGGCGGUGCUGCCGGCGCUUCUUUUCUAGGGCCUCGUUCUGGGGGAGUGUUAUCGGGCGUCACUCCUCGAUGGCGGGAUGUACCUGGAAGCCGUGACGCACUCUCUCGCAAAUACGCCGACAUGAAAACCAUGCUAAAGGCGGUUGACGAAAUACGAUCAAUACUAGGCGAGGAUGCAGUCAGUGUAGAAGAAUUCGACCUGGAAGAGCACGGCUACUCCGAAUGGUCUACUUCCAACACAGAAGUUCGACCAGUUGCCAUUGUUCGACCCCAAUCAACAGAGCAAGUAUCGACCAUCGCUAGAGUAUGUACCAAGUACAAGGUGCCAAUGGUUCCUUAUGGCGCAGGGUCAAGCGUCGAAGGUAACUUCAGCUCCCCGUACUCUGGCAUAUGCAUUGAUCUAUCUACCAUGGAUAAGAUUGUAGCCUUACACGCCGAAGACAUGGACGUGGUGGUCCAACCAGGUGUUAACUGGACCAAUCUUAACAAUGACCUCAAGAAUUCGGGACUGUUCCUCCCCCCAGAUCCCAGCCCGACAGCCCUAGUCGGCGGAAUGGUCUCGACAAACUGCAGCGGUACCAAUGCCACGAGAUAUGGCACCAUGAAGGAUUAUGUAGUCAACCUGACGGUGGUUCUCGCUGAUGGGUCCAUCAUCAAGACCCGUAACAGACCCCGAAAGACCUCUGCCGGCUACAAUUUGAACGGCCUCUUUGCCGGCUCCGAAGGGACUUUGGGCAUCAUUACUGAAAUUACGCUGAAACUAGCGACUGUGCCAUCUAGCCACAGCGUUGCAACUGUCACGUUUCAGAAUAUCAGACAGGCUGCAACUGCAGCGGCUUCAAUCGUUCGGUCUGGUGUACCUGUGGCCGCUGUUGAGCUCAUGGAUGACGUACAAAUGCAAAUAAUUAACAAAAACGGAGGUGCUGGGGGUAGAAUGUGGAAAGAACUACCAACUCUAUUCAUCAAAUUCUCAGGAACAGAUGCCACAGUUAAGGACAAUAUAAAAUCCGCUCAGACGGUUGCCAAAUCCUUUGACUGCAAAUCAUUCGAAUUUGCCAGUAGCCCCGAACAAAUGGAGGCCCUGUGGUCUGCAAGAAAGCAAGUGCUGUGGGCGUCUUUGGCUGUGAAGCCGGAGGGCACUGAAGUUUGGUCUACAGAUGUAGCUGUUCCACUGUCGCGAAUGGCUGACUUGAUUGGCAAGUGUCUUCCAUUCACCUGGGACGGGACCGCGCUAAUAAGAGUAGAAUUGUCUCAGGAGAGAGCAAGGAAGCUUGGGCUAUUUAACAGCAUCAUAGGGCAUGUCGGCGAUGGAAACUUUCAUCAGAUGAUCAUGUAUAACCCGAACAUUCCCGAACAGAAGAAGGCGGUUACAGACUGUGUCAACUUGAUGGUGGAGGGUGCUAUCGCAAUGGAAGGAACGGUCUCAGGAGAGCACGGCAUCGGACUCGGAAAAAAGCAUUGCUUGGCAAAGGAGCUUGAUAGUGCAACGCUGGGAGUCAUGAAAGCUUUGAAGGACUCUCUUGAUCCCCACUGGCUGCUUAACCCAGGGAAGGUCUUCGAUGAGUAG
Messenger RNA from Metarhizium brunneum ARSEF 3297, 1719 nucleotides. RefSeq names its product D-lactate dehydrogenase (gene DLD). Gene Ontology annotation, molecular function: FAD binding; D-lactate dehydrogenase (NAD+) activity; D-lactate dehydrogenase (cytochrome) activity. Gene Ontology annotation, biological process: lactate catabolic process. The record is from RefSeq and is a predicted model, not a curated record. NCBI's taxonomy places the organism in Eukaryota, Fungi, Ascomycota, Sordariomycetes, Hypocreales, Clavicipitaceae. Gene Ontology annotation, cellular component: mitochondrion.